Molecule: messenger RNA, 1143 nt
Organism: Pyricularia oryzae 70-15
Lineage: Eukaryota; Fungi; Ascomycota; Sordariomycetes; Magnaporthales; Pyriculariaceae
Product: cytochrome P450 3A9
Exons: 4
Coding region: 1-1143 (380 amino acids)
Molecular function (GO): heme binding; oxidoreductase activity, acting on paired donors, with incorporation or reduction of molecular oxygen; iron ion binding
Source: RefSeq, a predicted model, not a curated record
AUGGCGGUCUUCUCGGUCGUCCUCGGCGUGGCCGCCAUGCUCGCCACCAUGAUACUCAUCCAGGUGCGCGGCAUCCUCAAAGCCUACCGUUCUCCACUCAGCCGCAUCCCGGGCCCGUGGUACGCUCCCCUGACGACCAUGCACCUUCGCUGGGGCUUCAGCACCGGCGAGAUUUGGAAGCUCGUCGAGAGGAGCCACAAGGCGUACGGCCCCAUCGUCCGCCUCGGGCCCCGCCAGGUGUGGGUUGCCGACAAGGACGCCCUCAAGGAGAUCCUCGUCAAGGUUGACCUGCCCAAGGUGGCAAUGUACUCUGAGAUUUCGAGGGAUAAGCACAGCCCUGGUCUUUUUGGAGAGAUUCGCUAUGAGCCACACAAGCGUCUCAAGAGGUUCCUGUCGCCCGCUUUUACCGUGGCGUACAUUGACAACCUCGAAAAGUACUUCCAAAAGACGAUGCGUGAGCUGCUCAACAAGUACGAGUCUCAGAUGAAUGCCGACCCCGGCGCCCGCUACCAGAUGGUCUACGUCAAAAAGUUCCUCCGCAUGUUUGGGCUCGACGUCAACUUUGACUGGCCGGCCGAGAUGAUCACGGCCAUUGACGCCGUGGUGGCCGAGAAGCAGCAGCAGCAGCAGACCAGCCGGCGCGACCUGCUCCAGCACCUGAUCGAGGAGGGCAAGAAGCCCGACAGCGGCACGGCGAUGAACACGCGCGACAUUGUGGACCAGAUGGCGGAGAUCCUGCUGGCGGGGUCAGAGACCACUUCGGGCACCAUCGCGUGCCUGUUCCUGGAGCUGGCGCGCAACGCGGACGUGCGCGCCAAGCUGCUGGCGUCGCUGCCGGCCCGCGGCGCCGGCGACGAGGUGGUGGCCAGCAAGGCCAUCCGCAGCGACGCCGGCCAGUACUGGUACCUCGAGGCCUGCAUCAAGGAGAACCUGCGCCUGCACCCCAUCGCCUCCGAGAUGGGCCGCCGCACCGGCAAGGACUGGGUCACCAUCAUGGGCUACGACCUGCCCCCGCACACCGUCGUCUCCGCCAGCUACAGGGACCUGCACAGGAACGAAAAGUACUGGCCCGAGCCCCUGCGCUUCUGGCCCGAGAGGUGGCUUCCCGAGGGGCAGAGGGACGGUGCACCGGCUGCAGAGUAA